Helobdella robusta is the source of this 1479-nucleotide messenger RNA. RefSeq lists its product as hypothetical. NCBI's taxonomy places the organism in Eukaryota, Metazoa, Annelida, Clitellata, Rhynchobdellida, Glossiphoniidae. Gene Ontology annotation, cellular component: nucleus; chromatin. Bases 1 to 1479 code for a protein of 492 amino acids. The record is from RefSeq and is a predicted model, not a curated record. The transcript has 10 exons. Gene Ontology annotation, biological process: chromatin remodeling; regulation of DNA-templated transcription.
AUGAACAAUCAGAGCACUAAUCAACUGAAAUACUUACAAAAGAUUGUCCUGAAAGCAUUAUGGAAGCACCAGUUUGCUUGGCCAUUUCAUCAGCCAGUCGACGACAAAAAGCUUAAUUUACCAGAUUAUUAUAAAAUUAUAAAACACCCGAUGGACAUGGGAACCAUAAAGAAAAGAUUGGAGUCAAACUUUUAUAAAUCAGCACAGGACUGCAUUAGAGAUUUUAAUCAAAUGUUCACAAACUGCUACACGUAUAACAAGCCAGGAGAGGACAUUGUGGUGAUGUGCCAGGCUCUGGAGAAGUUAUUCAUCAACAAGUUGGCCGGGAUGCCAAAAGAUGUUAGUGAACUUUUUUUUAAUUUUUUGAAAAAUUGCUCUUUAAAAACAAGCAAAAGGAAAGCAGAUACACCCUUUGUUGAUGGCAACAACAUCACAUGCAAAAUCCGCAAUGAUUUCAAUCCUGACGACUACAAAGGCACUGCCAUUGAGUAUUGUGAGGAAAUCUUAAAAGAACUUUUUUCGAAGAAGCAUGCUGGGUACGCCUGGCCCUUCUACCAGCCAGUUGAUGCUGAAUUGUUGGGCUUAGAAGAUUAUCACGAAGUUAUACUGAGGCCCAUGGAUCUGGGAACUGUACAUGAAAACUUCACCACCAUCAUUGCACUCCACUCACACACACACACACACUCACACAGACAAACACACACACACAGACAGACAAACAAACACACCCCACAUAUACACACUCACAUAAAACAGGAAGUCUUCGAGAUGAAGUAUGCAUUCACGCCAGAAGACGCUGAACCUGACGACCUUAACACCACAAUGAAUACCAACAACGACACCAAGUCGACGCCAGCUACAGCCAGCAACAAGAAGCAACCGAACGCCAAAUCAAAUGCCAAAUCUCAAGCAAGCAAGAGGGAGAAAGCUACGAACUCUGGCCCUGGAGCUGUGCCAUCCUCUGGUGGCAUUUGCAAUGUCUUCAUGUUCGACAGUGAAGACGAGGAUAAGAGCAAGCCAAUGACGUACGAUGAAAAGAGGCAGUUGAGUUUGGACAUCAACAAAUUGCCUGGUGAGAAACUAGGUAAAGUUGUCAAUAUCAUUCAGUCGAGAGAGCCGUCAUUAAAGGAUUCGAACCCGGAUGAGAUCGAGAUAGACUUCGAGACAUUGAAACCUUCAACGUUGAGAGAGCUGGAGGCCUAUGUCGCAUCCUGUCUGAGGAAGAAACCUCGUUCGUACUGCUGUGCUGCUAGUGGUGGUGGUGAUGAUGAGGACGGCGAUGAUGAUGAUGGUGGUGGUGGUGAUGGUGACGAUGGUGAUGUUGGUAGUGUUGAUGAUGUUGAUGUUGGUGGUGUUGAUGAUGGUGGUGGUAUUGAUGAUGAUUAUAGUGACGAUGAUGAUGAUGAUAGUGAUGACGACGAUGAUGAUGAUGAUAGUGAUGACGACGACGAUGAUGAAGCCGAUAAUUAUAUUAUUUAA